UCACUCUUUUCUCGGCUAACGACUGACUCUGAUUCUUCUUCUUCAUUAGUCGUCAAAAAUCUCUCUAACAUCUACUGCUCGGUGAUUCUCUCCUUCAAUCUCUCAAUUUCUUCCCGUUUCCAACUCCACAAUCGAUUAGUUUCAUCAUAUUCAAACCACAAUCAAGCCAUAUGGAACUGAUCAAUUUCAAUAUCAUCACCUUCUUCUCCAUCCUUCUCUGCCUCUUAUUCCUCUCCUUCUUCAUUCUCCUCCUCAAAACCCUAUCCGGAAAGUCCAUAACCAACUCCGACUACUCACCGGUGUACGGCACCAUCUACGGCCAGGCUUUCUACUUCAACAACCUGUACGAUCAUCUUACGGCGGUGGCGAAGCGGCACAGAACCUUCCGACUGAUCGGAGCGUCGUACAGCGAGAUAUAUACAGUGAAUCCGAGAAACAUCGAGCAUAUAUUGAAGACAAAAUUCGAGAAGUAUAUGAAAGGAAGUAAGGAUCAAGAAGUGGGUGGGGAUUUGUUCGGAGAGGGAAUAUUUGCGGUGGAUGGAGAAAAGUGGAAGGAGCAGAGGAAAUUGGCUAGCUAUGAAUUAUCGACGAAGAUUCUUAGGGAUUUUAGCUGCUCUGUUUUUAGAAGAAAUGCCGAAAAACUCGUCGGAAUUAUUUCGGAGUUCUCCACCAUGGCGCGAGUCUUCGAUGUGCAGGAUCUUCUAAUGCGAUGCUCUUUGGACUCCAUUUUCAAAGUUGGCUUCGGUGUCGAUUUGAACUGCGUGGAGGAACCAAGCAAAGCUGCAGGCAGGCGCGGGUUCAUGGAGGCUUUCGAUAAUGCUAGCGCUCAGGUUUUUUGGCGCUUCAUUGAUCCUUUCUGGAAAUUGAAAAGAUUUCUCAACGUCGGUUCCGAAGCUUCGUUUAGGAACAACCUCAAAAUAAUCGAUGCUUUUGUGCACCAGUUGAUCAGUGCUAGGAGAAAAUUGCUUCAUCAACCAAAUCUCAAGAUUGACAAAGAGGACAUACUUUCGAGGUUUCUGAUGGAAAGUGAGAAGGAUCCAACAAGAAUGAAUGAUCAAUAUCUAAGAGAUAUAGUCCUGAAUUUCAUGUUGGCUGGCAGGGAUACAAGUGCAGGAACUCUAUCUUGGUUCUUCUAUAUGCUAUGCAAGAACCCUUUAAUACAGGAAAAAGUUGCAGAAGAAGUGAGCCAAAUUGUUGGGGUUCAAGGGGAAGAAACUGACAUACAUUUGUUCAUACAAAACUUAACUGAUUCAGCUCUCGAUAAAAUGCACUAUCUUCAUGCAGCAUUGACAGAGACUCUAAGGCUCUAUCCUGCAGUCCCUGUUGAUGGAAGGACUGCAGAAAUAGACGACAUUCUUCCUGAUGGCUAUAAACUAAGAAAAGGGGAUGGAGUAUACUACUUGGCCUAUUCCAUGGGCAGAAUGCCUUGCCUUUGGGGAGAAGAUGCUGAAGAUUUUAAACCUGAGAGAUGGCUUGAAAAUGGAACUUUUCGACCUGAAUCACCUUUCAAAUUCAUCGCAUUCCAUGCGGGUCCUCGAAUGUGUUUGGGGAAGGACUUUGCUUAUCGACAAAUGAAGAUAGUAUCUGCUGCACUGCUUCAAUUUUUUCGAUUCAAGUUAGCCGAUCCAACGAGGAAUGUAACUUAUAGGAUCAUGCUUACCCUUCACAUAGAUGGAGGGCUCCCACUUCUUGCACUACCGAGAGUAAGAAAAUUUACAUAAAGUACUGUCAAAAAAGUGUACAAGGUGAACGAACUACUUGGUAAUGUGAAAUCCAAGAAUAAUAAAAUUACCUAAUGUAUUAUGACAAAGUGUAUAUGGUACAAAGAUUAGCUUGUAAUGUGAAUUGACUUGUCCUAUGUGUAAGUGUAUAUAUAUUGAAUAAGCUUUAUGAUUUAGAUGAUCGUGGAAAAUGUAUGAGCAAAAUAUUACAAAAUUUUAGAUA
This is a messenger RNA of Cucumis sativus (cucumber), 1944 nucleotides long. Its product is annotated as cytochrome P450 704C1. Gene Ontology annotation, molecular function: oxidoreductase activity, acting on paired donors, with incorporation or reduction of molecular oxygen; iron ion binding; monooxygenase activity. The record is from RefSeq and is a predicted model, not a curated record. The coding region runs from base 171 to 1721 and encodes 516 amino acids. The transcript is spliced from 5 exons. Lineage: Eukaryota; Viridiplantae; Streptophyta; Magnoliopsida; Cucurbitales; Cucurbitaceae.